This is a messenger RNA of Pseudomyrmex gracilis, 7346 nucleotides long. RefSeq names its product cullin-associated NEDD8-dissociated protein 1 (gene Cand1). The coding region runs from base 219 to 3941 and encodes 1240 amino acids. The transcript is spliced from 18 exons. Gene Ontology annotation, biological process: protein ubiquitination; SCF complex assembly. The record is from RefSeq and is a predicted model, not a curated record. Lineage: Eukaryota; Metazoa; Arthropoda; Insecta; Hymenoptera; Formicidae. Gene Ontology annotation, cellular component: nucleus.
AAAAAAAAAGAAAGAAAACAAAAAGAAAAAGAAUUUAUAAAGUACUACUGCGAUCUCUGCGAUCCGCGCAACUAUUCACAAAUUUGGUGUCGCGUAUUGUGCCACCCGGGAUCAGUUUGUUUUUCUUUUCUUUUUUUCAGUUGCGUUACAAUACACGCCGCAGAAUACCGGACUUGAUCUGAUUGUCGUUGAACCGGCUGUAAAGAAGCUCCGCAACGAUGGCUAGUGUAUCAUAUCAAAUAGCAAACCUGCUGGAGAAGAUGACAUCCAGCGAUAAGGACUUUAGGUUUAUGGCAACUAAUGAUUUGAUGAGUGAAUUACAAAAAGAUAGUAUAAAAUUGGAUGAUGAUUCUGAACGUAAAGUUGUAAAAAUGCUACUCAAAUUAUUGGAGGACAAAAAUGGAGAAGUACAGAAUCUUGCUGUAAAAUGUUUGGGUCCGUUAGUAAAUAAAGUAAAGGAUUAUCAAGUGGAAACAAUUGUGGAUGCUUUAUGUAGUAACAUGGUAUCAGACAAGGAACAGUUACGAGAUAUCUCGAGCAUUGGUUUGAAGACUGUUAUUUCCGAGCUUCCUUUGGGUUGUAAUGCACUAGUCGCUAAUGUUUGUAGACGCAUUACAGGAAAAUUGAGCAGCGCUAUUGAAAAGCAAGAGGAUGUAUCCGUACAGCUUGAAGCUCUCGACAUUGUGGCCGAUUUAUUGUGUCGAUUCGGUGCUCUGUUAGUUACAUUUCAUUCUACAAUUCUGACAGCAUUAUUGCCGCAGUUGUCCUCACCACGACAAGCGGUUCGAAAACGCACUAUAGUAGCACUGAGUCACCUUCUGACAUCCAGCAAUAGUCAGUUAUACAACCAAUUACUGGAUCAUCUUCUCGAAGGUCUUCAAAAGCAAACAUCAAAGAAUAUUAUACGUACUUAUAUCCAGUGUAUUGCUUCUAUCUGCCGACAAGCGGGUCAUAGAUUUGGUGAACAAAUAGAACGUGUUAUGCCGCUAAUCGUUCGAUACAGUAACGAAGACGAUGACGAAUUGAGAGAAUAUUGUUUGCAAGCAUUUGAAUCUUUUGUUUAUAGAUGUCCGAAAGAAAUUACACCACACAUAAAUAAAAUUAUAGAGAUUUGCUUAAUAUAUAUUACAUACGAUCCAAAUUACAACUAUGAUGACGACAACAACGAUUUUUCGGAUGGAGAAGGUGUGGCAAUGGAGGUGGAAGAAGACGGAGAAGAGGAUGCCGAAGACGAGUAUUCCGAUGACGAUGACAUGAGUUGGAAAGUUCGCAGAGCAGCUGCAAAAUGUCUAGAAGCUGUUGUAUCUAGCAGAAGAGAGUUACUACCAGAACUGUAUAAAGUAGUUUCACCUGCAUUAAUUGCCAGGUUUAAAGAAAGAGAAGAGAAUGUUAAAUCUGACAUCUUCCAUGCGUACAUCGCUUUGCUGAGACAAACUAGACCAACUACUGGUGUGCCGCUCGAUCCUGACGCAAUGGAAGACGACGACGGACCUAUUUCAUUGCUACAACAACAAGUGCCGUUAAUAGUAAAGGCGGUGCAUCGUCAAAUGAAGGAAAAAAGCAUCAAGACGAGACAAGAUUGUUUCUCUCUGCUGAAAGAAUUGGUGCUCGUUUUACCUGGUGCUUUAACUAAUCAUAUCCCAGCACUGAUUCCUGGUAUACAAUAUUCUUUAGGAGACAAGAACUCAUCUUCCAACAUGAAGAUCGACACUUUAGCUUUUGUGCACACACUAUUGGUUUCACAUCAGCCAGAAGCGUUUCACGUUCACAUGCCCGUUUUAGCACCUCCAAUUAUAUUAGCUGUAGGAGAUUCCUUCUACAAGAUCGCCGCCGAAGCAUUACUUGUAUUGCAACAGCUUGUACAAGUUAUCAGACCUCAUGACAAACCUUUCUAUCGUGGCUUCACUUCGUUAUCCAAUGAAAUAUAUCACUGCACUCUGAUGAGGCUCAGAACGGCAGAUAUAGAUCAGGAAGUAAAGGAAAGAGCCAUUGCCUGCAUGGGACAGAUUCUUGCGCAUUUUGGAGACACUCUGUCAGAUAAAUUGCAUGUAUGCCUACCUAUCUUUCUGGACAGGUUGCGCAACGAGAUAACUAGACUUACCACUGUCAAGGCUCUAACGUGUAUAGCCUCGUCUCCGUUGAGAGUCGACUUAAAACCAAUCAUGGAAGAAGCAAUACCUAUUCUUGGAUCUUUCUUAAGAAAAAAUCAACGAGCUUUAAAACUUUCUUCCCUACCUCUGCUAGAUACGUUGGUCUGCAAUUAUAGUUCAGCUUUGUAUCCGGAUCUUCUUGACAAAGUUACCAUGGAGUUACCUGCGUUAUUAAACGAAUCAGACUUGCAUAUCGCACAGUUAACGCUGAAUCUUCUCACUACUAUUGCGAAAUUGCAUCCAGCUGCUUUAACCAGAGUUUCGGAUCAUAUUCUACCAGAAAUAAUUGUAUUGGUGAAAUCGCCACUUCUUCAAGGUAUUGCAUUAAAUUCGAUGCUUGAGUUUUUCCAAGCUCUGGUUCAAGCGAAUUUGCCUGGUCUUGGAUAUAACGAACUUCUCGACAUGUUAGUACAACCGGUUAAGCAGUCUUCUUCACAACAAGUACUUCAUAAACAAGCUUAUCACUCUCUCGCCAAAUGCGCUGCCGCACUGACAAUUCCGUGGCCGCACGAAGCGCAUUGUAUCGUGCAUCAGAUGCUUCAGAACGAUCUUCAAAAUCCUACGGAUCCCGCGCCACAUAUUUUCGCCUUAUUAGUUAUUGGAGAAAUUGGAAGACACGUAGACCUCAGUGGAAUUAGUUCACUGAAACACACGAUUAUAAACUCAUUUUCGUCACACUCGGAAGAGGUUAAAUCCGCGGCCAGUUACACCUUGGGAAAUAUAGCGAUUGGAAAUCUUCCCGAAUAUCUGCCUUUUAUACUUAACGAGAUUGAGGCGCAACCAAAACGUCAAUAUUUGCUUUUGCAUUCGUUGAAAGAGAUUAUCACGAGUCAAUCGGCCAGUCCAUCCGGCGUGUCGCACUUGCAAAAUUUCGUGCCUUCGAUUUGGAUGCUUUUGUAUAGGCAUUGCGAGUGCACGGAAGAAGGUACUCGUAAUGUUGUGGCUGAGUGUCUCGGGAAGUUGACGCUGAUAGAUCCUGCCACUCUUUUGCCGAGAUUACAAGAAUCGCUCAAAUCGUCAUCCGCGCUCAUGAGAACAACAACAGUUACAGCUGUUAAAUUCACGAUUUCCGAUCAGCCACAACCAAUCGAUCCUAUGUUGAAACAAUGUAUAGGUAACUUCUUGGUCGCUUUAGAGGAUUCUGAUCUUAACGUGCGGAGAGUAGCGUUGGUUGCAUUUAAUUCCGCAGCGCACAAUAAACCUAUGCUGAUAAGAGAUCUAUUAGACGUAGUGUUGCCGCAUCUUUACGCGGAAACCAAAAUUAAGAAAGAGCUGAUAAGGGAAGUUGAGAUGGGUCCGUUCAAACACACAGUGGACGACGGAUUAGAUCUUCGUAAGGCUGCGUUUGAAUGCAUGUACACCUUGUUGGAUUCGUGUCUCGACAGACUGGAUGUUUUCGAGUUUCUAAAUCACGUAGAAAGCGGUCUCCGAGAUCAUUAUGACAUCAAGAUGUUAACCUACCUUAUGACAGCGCGACUCGCGCAAUUGUGUCCAACCGCAGUUUUGCAAAGGUUGGAGAGAUUGGUCGAACCACUGAAGAAUACUUGCACCAUGAAAGUAAAGGCAAACUCGGUGAAACAAGAAUAUGAGAAGCAAGAUGAAUUAAAGCGUUCCGCUCUAAGAGCUGUUGCGGCAUUAUUGACUAUUCCCGAUGCAGAUAAAAAUCCAUCAUUGAGCGAAUUUGUCGCUCAGAUUAAGCUCGCGCCAGAUCUGCAGCCACUCUUCGAGAUAAUACAAAAGGACUGCGCCGGCAGCAACAUGAACGAAACAAACGCGAUGGAUCAAAGCUAAAAUAGACGAAUCUCUGUGCGCGUAUGCAAUUAUUUCGAUAAACGGAAUUCGAUCAUUCUCGACUGUUUGCAUUUUGACGCAAGACAGAAUUGGUAAAAAAAGAAAAAGAAAAAAAAAAAAACAACGCGAGGGAAAACGACGAUCUCAGGACGCAGAUGAAAAAUAAAAUCGCUUGUCAUCUCUGAAACGCAAAAAAAAAAAAAAAAAAAAGCGUGCCGUUUAGAGCGCAAUUCAUACAAUUUAUGCAUGUACAUAUUUGUAAUGUCUCGUGUGCGUGACCCACUUAAUCGCCGGCACUCGAAAUAAAUUUAUCAACGAGACUUCUCGCGCACGCUUUCUCCUUGCGGGAUUGUCUUUUAUUAGCGUGCCGCCAGCGAAAAAUAUUAAUUAACAUCUAUAGCCACUUAAAUUGCAAGAGAGCACUAUUAUCCGCGAUACAUAUAAAAAAGAUUCAAAGAUCGUCGAGACGAUCAAUGAAAACGAUACUUUGUUGAGUUGGAGCAAUGCGCGUGUAACUAUAAAUAGAUAGUAAUUGCAGACAAUAACUUGCUCUCCAUCGUUGACGGUGCCAUCAUGCUAAAACGUUUGCGGUCGACAGCCUCCACCACCGCUAUGCAACAGCUGGCAGCUUGGCAGUGUCAAAAAACUGACAGAUUGUCGCGUAUUCAGAAUAUUCAGACAAAUUUCUCCCAACUGUGUGUGCUUUAACACACACACACAGAGGGAGAACGAUUUUAAGCUUCAAAAAUUUUAAUUGCGACAUACAACAAAGCACUACGAAAAUAGUUCAGUGAUCAUUGAUUACGUAAAUUAUCAUAAAUUUCGCUUUUUUCUUUUUUUAAGUACUGUAGAUUACUUAUAUUACAAGACCAAUUUGAAACAUUUGUUUGCGCGCUGUUACGUGCCGGAUAGCGGCACGUAAUAAGAUAAAAAAAAUAUGCAAGAUACUACUCUGUGAGGUGCUUUAUUAAGGUGAGAGGUGGUGUUGCUCGUCUGAGCUGUGCGAACAAGAACUGAACUUGUCUUAAACUAAAAAACGUGCGAGCUAUAGACCUUCGUUCCUAGGGCGUAAUAUUUGUCUUUUAGUGAGUCAUAGAUUUAUGCAAACGAACAACGAAGGAAUUUAGGGAGAGCGUUUGUAAGGAGAGGAAGUUCAUCGGCCCGCGCGUAUUUAUUAGUUUAUAAUUUCGGCGGGUCGUAUGUGUCAACGAAGGAAGUAGAUAAAAUCGUAAAACUUGAGCGGCGACAGGGAUCGCGCGGACACGUAACAGCGCACAUAAAUCUCGCUAAGUCUAAUAUUAAGUCAUUCUCGGAUAAAUAUGACGUUUUGGCACGCUGCCAAAAGAGUGUCGCCGCAUUCAUCUUCGUUCGUAAAAAACAUUACGUGCGCGACGAAAUAUAUAGCGACGAAAAAUUAAGAUAUAAAUAUUGUGCUUAUAAAGGGUUAUAGUCAAGACAAACAUAUGUCACGCAGUAUAAUAUGUGCAUUGUAUUUUUUUAAGCAGAUAUUUUUAUGUGUUUUCCUUUGAAAUAAAACUGAGACCGUACGUCCGAAUCUUGUUGCACGAAAACAUUUGCAUUUUUUUUUUUUUUAUCAUUUAUAUAUCGAACUUAAUUCUCUCAUUUUUUUUUCUUUUCAAAGAGCCAUUACCGUGUAAAGCGAGGCGCGUUUGAUCGGCGUAAAACGCGCGUAGGUGCGAAUUGUUAUGCGUGCGCGCGCGCGCGUGUUAAGUGUCAAUGCAACGCUCGAGUAACAACUAUGCAUCGCCGGCGUGCGUUAAUCUCACACACACUUUUGCCUCGUUCUAAAAGUGUGCACGUAUUCUCUCAUCCGCGCGAUUUAUUUAUUGCUUGUUUUCCAGCAUCUCUCUGAGAAUCUCUGUUUGCUUUUUCUCUCAGAUAGAAAAGCAAUUAGUGAAUAUAAACAACAGAGUAAAUAUCAUUGACCGAGUUUAGCAAUGACAAACUAUCGUUAUCAGUCGCGAUAACUAACCGUAUAAAGAUCUAUCGUAAAAUUGUUGCACUUUUCUUAUCAUAUUUCUUUUCCACAUAUAAAAUUAAUAUAAAUCUGUCGAGUGUUGUGUUGCGCGCGAGAGGAUGCGACGGAUAUAAAUUAUCGCGAGAUCCGUUAUUCCGGUAAACAAUGUGAGAGACACGUUUUCUACAUAAACAAACGCUCAUUUGUGACGCAUCUAUCGGACUUUAUUUUGCCUUGAUAUUUUAGGGUAAAUCAAUAAGGAAAGAAAAAACAACGUGAAUUUCGCUACCGGCGGGUCGAGGACCGAGUGUGCGAAUUUUAUUAAUUUUAGCACGCGAUGGGUAUAUGGCGUGACUCAGUUCAAGCGAUUCGCAGAUAAAAAAGCUUUUUCGGAGCAAAAUGCCGCGGAUAUUAUCAAGUUACAUCGAUCUCUCAUCAUUUCCCCGACCAAAAGCUAUCAAAACUGAGAUUUGUAUCUCGGAAUAUAUGUGCGACGCGUGUAUGGAACGUUGCGUAAUGCGUAACGAACGAGGCAAUGCGGCUCUGUACUCCCGCGGGAGUAAUUUAACAAUAAUUCUCAUGAUUGACACCGGAAAAGCCUUCACCAACUCUCACGCGAAAAACGUCUAAACCUCAAGAACACAAUGGCACCUGAAAUCGGGAAUUCGGCGUAGCGCUACCCGUGUGUAUUUUGAAACUAAAAAAUAGUACCAUGUUUUUUAUACUUUCUUCUCAGACUCAUCAAGCUUUUAUUGUUGCGAGAUUGUUUAUAGUAUGUUAAAAGUUAUUUUAUUAUAUAAACUCUGCUGUAUAUAACUUGUUAUAUCACAAAAAGUCGCACGCAAACACGCAACUCGACAGAUAUUUUACACGUAGAGAAAUGAAUAUGAGAAGAAACGUGUAUAGCCGCCGCAUACAAUCAAUAUUCGUAUCAAUUGACAAUCAGAAUUUGUUUACAACGCGCCAAAUUAGGAUGUAAUGUAAAAUAUAUAUAUAUCUAUAUGUAUUUUUUUCAUUCUGAUGCAACAUGAUAAUUGGCGAUAAAUUAUCGAUAUUUGUGAGUCAUUUAUUCGUCACAUCUUCUACGAAACUUGUCGCGUUAGUUUUUUUUUUUUAAAUAAAUUUUGACUCACACGUGUCACUUUUUAAUUUCUGAUGAAAUUAGUGAAACAUAUUUUUUUUUUUUUACCGUGCUCCGUUUGCGAAAGAUAUUUGCACGCGCAAAACCGCGACGAACAAUUUAUCACAUUUGCAAAAAAGUAUGCUCAAACUAUUGACACUCGAUCGUCAACGUUUUCUCACAAUAAUCUGCACGAUCUGAAUGGGGAUCCAUCACGUGUCAUUUACAUGCCGCUCGUGAUUUUUUUCCGCUCAUACACGACCGUCUUGUUUUACUUAUUUGCGUAAAUCGCCCGUUACGGCGCGUA